Cyprinus carpio (common carp) is the source of this 3851-nucleotide messenger RNA. Its product is annotated as beta-1 adrenergic receptor-like. The record is from RefSeq and is a predicted model, not a curated record. Gene Ontology annotation, biological process: adenylate cyclase-activating adrenergic receptor signaling pathway; norepinephrine-epinephrine-mediated vasodilation involved in regulation of systemic arterial blood pressure. NCBI's taxonomy places the organism in Eukaryota, Metazoa, Chordata, Actinopteri, Cypriniformes, Cyprinidae. Gene Ontology annotation, molecular function: norepinephrine binding; epinephrine binding; beta3-adrenergic receptor activity. Gene Ontology annotation, cellular component: membrane.
AUGCUGAAAGCUCAACUCCAACAGAGAGAGAGAGAGAGCAAGAGAGAGAGAGAAAGAGAGAGCAAGCAUUAUCAGAGUGGGAGAGUGUUUUACCACUGUUGACUGUCAGCAGUGUUACUGCUCCUUUGAGCUUUUGGCAACUCUACUCGUCCGCUCCACACACGGUGGCAACACGCUGACUGAACCUCCUCCACUUCAGCUCAAACUCCACUUCAGUGGAAUACUUCAACAGGACGGCUGCUUAUCUGCCUUUUCUCUGGUGGCUUCAAGAGAUUUUCAAAAAGUUCAAUUGUUUUUCCCCCCAUCUCUCAUGGACCAGUUUUAACCCAGAAUAAAAGGACUUUUUUCCCUCCUACAUCUGCAGUUCAGAUGUGUGGAACGUGCUUAAAAUUCUACAGGAUGUACAAGUUGCGGUAUGUGCACGACUUUCAGGAUGCCUGAAGGAGAGAUGAAACAGAAUUGAUACUGUUGUUCGAGAUUUGGAAAUACGGUGGUAUAAAAUGAAAGAUUAAAUACAACAUCGUCAUGGUAUCACAGGUUUAGACAUUUCCAGCACCUAGCUAUGUCUCUUUGCUUGUUUCUGAUAUUCAGUUUGAAAAAUUGCAUGUCUUGAUCUCUGAAUACUGCAACAUGGCAACUCUGAUGAGCAGCACUCUACCAACUGAUGUGAACAGCAGUCUACCAACCAAUGCAACUCUGAUAGGGGGUGAAGAACAUGAGUUGAAGUCUUUGGAGCUAGUUAUCAUGGUGGUGAUCAUCAUCAUCAUUAUCAUUGUGGGUAACCUUCUGGUCAUCAUCGCUAUCGCGUGCACCUCCCAGCUGCAGACCACGACGAAUAUCUUCAUCAUGUCAUUGGCAUGUGCUGACCUCAUAAUGGGGGUGCUGGUGGUGCCACUGGGUGCCACAAUAGUCAUAACGGGGAAAUGGCAACUCACCAAGACUUUGUGCGAGUUAUGGACAUCGGUUGAUGUGUUAUGUGUCACUGCCAGUAUAGAGACCCUUUGCACCAUCGCAGUGGAUCGGUACAUUGCAAUCACACGGCCACUGCGGCAUAAAGUGCUCCUGAAUAAGUGUAGGGCUCGAAUUAUUGUUUGUGUCGUGUGGCUGGUCUCAUCUCUAAUCUCCUUCGUCCCCAUUAUGAAUCAGUACUGGCGUGUGGAGCAUGACAAUGAUACAAACUUGAUAGAAUGUAACAAGGACCCCAAUUGUUGUGACUUUGUAGCAAAUAAGCCCUUUGUUAUAAUUUCAUCAGUGGUUUCAUUCUACAUCCCACUACUCAUCAUGAUUUUCAUCUAUGCACGCGUCUUUCUCAUUGCCUCACGACAGGUACAGCUAAUCGUCAAAAACCGUUUGAGGUUCCAAAAUGAGUGCAUAGGAAAUCAGGUACAGCUGACGCACCACGGCAACAACAACUUGCCUUCGACAUGCAAUAACAUCGGAGGAACGACGGCAAGGCGGAAAAGUUCUCGAAGGCGACCAUCGAGAAUAACCGUCAUCAAGGAGCACAAGGCCCUUAAGACACUGGGCAUCAUCAUGGGUGUCUUUACACUCUGCUGGCUGCCUUUCUUUGUGGCGAACAUCAUCAAUGUCUUCUAUCGAAGUGUGCCGGAAAGGAAAAUUUUUCGUUUAUUAAACUGGUUAGGCUACAUCAACUCCGGCCUCAAUCCCAUCAUCUACUGUCGAAGCCCAGAGUUUCGUGUUGCCUUCAAGAACCUUCUUGGCUGUCCCUGGUUGCCCUCUCUAAAAAUGAACUUCCUUUUCAAAGGGCUUCGGACUCGAUGCCCCUGCUUCCUGGGGUCUGCGGAGCCAGGAAUGCCUGGAACAUUCCAGAAGUCCCCCACAUUGCCUGAAGAAGGGAGCAGCCAGAGCAGCUACAGGAGCGAGGAGGCAUUGCCGGGACUGCCACACUCCAAUGGCAGUACCUUCUUCAGUGAAUUCUCCAAAGCCGAGGCAGAGUUCUGUAAACUACAGGGGCAGGAUUGCUGAAAGUUUCUAGCAUGGCUGAAAGAAAAGGACGCUGAUGAAGAAACAGACAAAAGGACUGACCUACAUCACAGCUGGCUGGACUUCACCAGCAGAGACCACAAGGGCCCAGCAAAACAUCCAUGAAGCCAUCAGGGGAACCAGCUCCAAAAAUGAAAGACAAAAGAGUGAAAAGAUAUAACCACAGAGAGACGAGCGCUGAGAGAAAUUACUCAGAAACAGCCCAUCUAUGGAGAGAACGACUGAACUGGUACUGCUCAUGGAGGAGUGUAAUACAGAGGAACCGAAACUGCUUACGUUCUAUCAAGCUGCGGAGUUCUGGCGCGAUCCACUUCAGCCAAGUUCAGUCUGGUUUGUUUGGCAAAAAACGAACCAGACCUGUAGGUCCUCCAACAUGUGUUUCAGUGCCACAGUAUGUUCUCAGAAUGGACUUCUUUAAAUACAUGGACACAACAACUCUGAAUAGACUCUUUAAGCACAGUGUUUUUUAAAAUAUGAAAAGUUUAGAUUUUGUACAGUAUCAUACACUAAAUUAUUAUUAUUAUUUAUUUUACUCCCCACAUUUUAGCUGUGAAUGUUUAAAUGCUUGCAACAUGAAUAUCUCUGUGUUGUACAGGUUAACACUUUAGCAGUCCACUGAUUUUUCCCCCCAGUGCAGCCAACUCAAUAUAAGCUACAAGAUUUCCCGCUCAAAAAUCCAUUUCCACAUGUGAACGGCUUUAGCAAUUUAAAUGGGAGCGUUCAAAUUUGGUUGCUGUGCAAUUGAGUGUAAACUGUGUAAAAUUGAAAACAGACAAUGAGAGGAAGACCAAUUAUUCGCUCACUCAAAAAAAAAAAAAAAAAAGAAGAAAAAAAAGGAUGCACUGAUAUUACAAUUUUGGUCGAUACCAAUAAUUAUUUUCAUGGUACAGCCGAUGAACAAUGAAUAUAGCUGAUGUUGAAAUUCCAGACUAAUUUGUUUUAAGAAAUACAUUUGCUAAAGAAUACAGUUAUUAUUAUUAUUAAUUACUAUCAUUUCAUUUUCUUUCAAUAAAAAAAUAAAUAAAAAGAUUAAAGUGCAAUUAACAGUGAUUAUAUAAUCUAGAAUAUGAACUUAAAGUGUCAGAUGAUACAAAGGUAAUCAAGUAUACACAAUUCCACUGAAAACAAUUUUCACACAGAAAUUGCUAGUAAAUUUCACAGUUAAUUAAAAAGAAACGGCAAUUAAACAUGAAAUUCUGACAUAGAAAAACUGAAAUUUUCUUAAAUUUGAAAUAUUUUAUUGUAAAAUGCACUCUAGUAAUCUGUUUUAUUUAAAUGUUUAAUUUUGAAAUAUCAAUUUUUACAGUGUAUAUAUCCAAUAUUAAGGUGUACCAAUAAAUAAAGAAAAAUAUCUAAUAUUAUCCAAUAACUAUAUACUGUAUCAUGCAGCCCUAUUCAAAAAAUGAUCUUUUACUUUGACAUUCAUCAGAUUUAUCUGUUUUGCUGGCUCAUGUUCAAUGCUGCUAUUUUUUUUAUUAUCAAUAUUUUUUUUUCUAGUUUCUUGUAAAUUCAAAGAAAGCUUUACACUCCUCCAACCAUUGCAAUUUACAGGACUCUACGCACAAUUUAUUAAAAUUUUAUUAUAGGCCUACAACAUAAGCAAGCACCUGAACCUCAUAUUCUAGAAUAUAUUUUUGACAUAGGAGCGGAGAGGGAACGCAUUCUCCAAUGUGUUCUAUAAUAUGACUUCCUAUGCUUAAUGUGAUACUUGCCAAAAAGAAAAAAAAAAAAAAUGUAGUUUUGAAAUUUUUCCAGACUGCACUGAUCACAAUGCCAUCUCAUAAGUUGAAACAGACCACUUCCUCUUUCACUGAAUUUCCUCUGUAACAGCUUGAAUUACUGUCUAU